AUGAGGGGUCAGAUGACACAGCCCCAUUCUGAUAGUGCCUUGGUUGGCGUUGCCGAAGAACGGGUUAUGACCUUCCAACUUGCGUCGCGUGUGAAGGCCUGCGAAAUUCAGUGCAGUUUGCCUUUGACUCCCUUCUGCAUUCCAAUCAGGCUGACCAACCUUGAUGCUGGCAAGCCUCCACCCGUCGCCCGCCUCCGCAGCGACAUGGUUUGCCAAACAGAGCUUCAUACAGCCCUUCAAGUUUAGCCGCAGAUUUCUUGCUUGGAAAUGGGCCGGUGGAUUCUUUCGCUUGCGCUGGCGCUUGCCGUCGGUGAGCGCGUGGAAGUAGAACGUUUAGAAGUGCAGCGGGCCAUGCAGAACCGGUCCCUCCACCAGGAGCCUUCCAGCGAUUUGGACCAGACGGUGCGGAAGAAGAACUGGGAGUGUGGAGAACCUGAAGGCAAGAAGGAUAUGGUCAAGAAUCCAAAGAAGAAGGCCGCCUACAUGGUCUACAACCACCUGAAGCUGAAAGUGUGCCCGCAGGAGAGAGGAAGCAUUUGGCAAGUGGUGAAGCCAGAGGUGAGCGUGACGUCCGAAAGGUGCACAUCCAGCAUCACUGGCAGAAAGGACAGCAGUGGCUGCCUAUCUGUCCCAUGGGCCUUUGGCCAAGGCUUCUGCGGCAUGGUCAUGGGCCGAUUCUCAAAGCUGUAUCCCAGGACAGACGGAACUGCCGUGGUGCUCUGCAGCGAUCUACUGGAUCCCUACACGGUGCGGACAUACAAAGUCGAUGACUUUGAGCGAAGCACCCGCUGGUAUUAAGUCUUAGUCGCGGUGGCAAGUGUCCGGCCUUGGAAUGAUCCUAGUUGAGCUAGCCAUUCAGGCGGGCGACAUCCCCACUUUCCUGGUGCAUUGUACAAAGUUCGCUUGAUCAUGUCUUGUGACCUGGCCCCAGAAAGCCCAAGUCAGAAUCCUUCAUCGACGUCCUUCCGCA
This is a messenger RNA of Effrenium voratum, 970 nucleotides long. NCBI's taxonomy places the organism in Eukaryota, Dinophyceae, Suessiales, Symbiodiniaceae. The record is from the annotation of a GenBank genome assembly.